Molecule: messenger RNA, 936 nt
Organism: Racocetra fulgida
Lineage: Eukaryota; Fungi; Glomeromycota; Glomeromycetes; Diversisporales; Gigasporaceae
Source: the annotation of a GenBank genome assembly
AUGGAACUUCCAGCGGCUGUUAAAAAUAUUGAGCUUCCUGCUUCUGUUAAAAAUAUUGAGCUUCCUGCUUCUGUUAAAAACAUAGAGCUACCCGACGCUGUUAAAAAUAUUGAGCUUCCUAGUGUUGUAAAAAAUGUCCCAAAUGUUGUUAAGAACGUCCCUACUGUCGUGAUGAACAAUGUUCCAGAUGUCAUGAAAAAUAUUCAAGUUCCUGUAAAUCUUAAUACUCAAAUAUUUUCUGCUUUUACAAGCGUCGCGUCUUUAACGAAAUCAAUUCAACAAAAAGUAGACGAAACUACGAAAAACAUGCAACAACAGCAUCAAGAAUUUAUGAAACAAGUUAAGGAAGAAACACUUGAACCGAAGACGGGAACUGAACUUUUUAUCACUUUAUCAGAGGCGGUUCCACCAUGGAUUGGACUUCCAGAUGAAGAUGAACUUAAAGACCGAAUAUUGGCGUUAUCUUUGGAUAAACGUAAUUUUACUAUUCCUCCACCAGAAAAUACAAACUUUCAAUUUGACCUAAAUAUAUAUUCUCAGACAGCUUUGGCAACUCUUAAGGCUGAUUCUCGCUUAAAUCGACUGCGAUUUGAGCUGGUUCCUAGGAUUGUGUCAGAACCAAUAUUUUGGAGAAAUUAUUUUUAUCGUGUAUCUCUUAUUAAACAGACAGCAUUAGGUUCAAUUGAUGGAGUGGUUUUAGAAAAUGAGGUUUUCUCGAAAAAUUCUACUGAAAUUUUGGAAUCUAUGCCUAAUGAAAAUAAGGAUAAAGAAAAUCAUGAUCCAUCUAAUAAAGAAGUGUUGUUUGAUGUCACAAAGGGAGAAGAUGCUUGGAUUGAAGAUUUUAAUAGUGCUGCUGCUUUGGUGGGUUCAGAUGGUGAUGCAGAAGAGCCUGAGAAUUGGGAAGAACAAUUAAAAGAGCAUUUAUCUUUGACAUGA